Messenger RNA from Diaporthe batatas, 687 nucleotides. RefSeq lists its product as uncharacterized. Bases 1 to 687 code for a protein of 228 amino acids. The transcript is spliced from 4 exons. NCBI's taxonomy places the organism in Eukaryota, Fungi, Ascomycota, Sordariomycetes, Diaporthales, Diaporthaceae. The record is from RefSeq and is a predicted model, not a curated record.
AUGCCCGCAUCGACAGCAUAUCUGGAGCCUGACGAGCGACACCAGAUUUCUACGGCACGAGGUGCCAUAUUGGGGGUCUAUCUGUUCGCCCUGCUCAUAUGCUCCUGUCGGCUCUACGUGCGAAAGUGCAUAUUACAUGCCUUCCAGGCUGAUGACUUCGCUUGUGUCGUGGCUAUUUUCUCAACGACAGGAUUUGCCGCGCUAUCCCUUGCCGUCAUCGAAUAUGGCGCCGGGCGCCAUCUGGCUAACAUUGCCCUGAGUGACGCGAGGAUUUUCUACUAUGAAGCCUAUGUCAAGAAACUGUCCCUCUGGAUAUGGUGCUUUCUGUUGGUCUUUACAGUUAGUGCCUGCAUAGUGGACGCCUUUUUCUGCAAUCCGCCACGAUAUGUGUAUGACGUUGACUGGGUCUCGCGGCCCGAUCGCUCCGAGCACUGUCUUCCAGACAACAUCUCUUAUGGGCUGUUGGUUUACCAAGGCGCGCUGUCUUUUGUGACCGACUUGGCCAUCUUCAUGCUUCCCAUCCCGGCGUUAUACAAAAUGACCACGGCAUCAAAGGGCAAGUAUAUUGCAUUAUUUACCAUCUUCGCGAGCGCCGCUGUCGCGAGCAUUACUCCCAUUAUCAGGCUUCAGAAUGCUAAGUUCCAGAGAGAUACCGGUGUAACAGACCUGACAUGUAAUUUCCCCUAA